Camelus dromedarius (Arabian camel) is the source of this 231-nucleotide messenger RNA. RefSeq names its product small nuclear ribonucleoprotein G-like. Gene Ontology annotation, molecular function: RNA binding. Gene Ontology annotation, biological process: spliceosomal snRNP assembly; mRNA splicing, via spliceosome. The transcript has a single exon. Gene Ontology annotation, cellular component: U2 snRNP; U5 snRNP; P granule. The coding region runs from base 1 to 231 and encodes 76 amino acids. The record is from RefSeq and is a predicted model, not a curated record. Lineage: Eukaryota; Metazoa; Chordata; Mammalia; Artiodactyla; Camelidae.
AUGAGCAAAGCUCACCCUCCCGAGGUGAAGAAAUUUAUGGACAAGAAGUUAUCACUGAAAUUAAAUGAUGGCAGACAUGACCAAGGAAUAUUGUGGGGACUUAACCCCUUUAUGACUCUUGUGAUAGAUAAAUGUGUGGAGAUGGCAACUAGUGGGCAACGGAACAACACUGGAAAGGUGGUAAUACGAGGAAAUAGUAUCACCGUGUUAGAAACCUUGGAACGAGCAUGA